Messenger RNA from Notolabrus celidotus (New Zealand spotty), 2169 nucleotides. RefSeq names its product distal-less homeobox 1a (gene dlx1a). Gene Ontology annotation, molecular function: RNA polymerase II cis-regulatory region sequence-specific DNA binding; DNA-binding transcription factor activity, RNA polymerase II-specific. Gene Ontology annotation, biological process: negative regulation of transcription by RNA polymerase II; cell differentiation; embryo development. Lineage: Eukaryota; Metazoa; Chordata; Actinopteri; Labriformes; Labridae. Bases 398 to 1159 code for a protein of 253 amino acids. The transcript has 4 exons. The record is from RefSeq and is a predicted model, not a curated record.
GUUGUGGAACAUCAUUAAACCGGCACCUGAGCCAGCAAACCUCAUUUGACAUCAGAGCAAAAACUGUUCCACCGUCCUCCAUGCUGCCAGGUGUAACUGAGACCUCAAGCCACUCUUCUUCGGACCCAGCCCCAGCGUCGCCAAUCGGCUUCCCUCUUGGAGCGAGAGGACCAAUCAGCGACCGUCUUCGAUGAAUAUUCAUGAGUCCGAGAUUCAAACCUUUGAGCGAGUUUGUCUUGGUCCACAGCAUCAUACCUGGGACUUUUCACAGGCACAAACUACAUUUUCUUAUGAAUGGAAAGAGAAAAAAUCAGUUCGGCUUAAAUUGGGAUCCGUCCUUCACUGAGAUCAUAGAAGGAAAACAACAAAAGCGAGACAAGGGGGACCGCGAGAAGAGAUGACAAUGACUACAAUCCCAGAAAGUCUUAAUAGCCCUGCCUCAGGAAAAAACGUUUUCAUGGAGUUUGGACCCCCGAGUCAGCAACUGUCGCCUUCCUCCAUGUCACACGGACACUAUCCCAUGCACUGUUUACAUUCUGCAGGUCAUACCCAGCACGACAGCUACAGUCCAGCCUCGUCGUUCCCCAGAUCUUUGGGUUAUCCAUACGUCAACUCGGUCGGCAGCCAUUCCACCAGUCCAUAUCUGAGCACAGUACAGAGCUACCAAAACAGCUCGGCGCUCUCACAGACGCGGCUAGAAGACGCAGCGCCAGAAACAGAGAAAAACACAGUGGUGGAAGGAGGAGAGGUUCGGUUCAACGGGAAAGGGAAAAAGAUUAGAAAACCAAGGACUAUCUACUCAAGUUUACAACUUCAAGCUCUGAACAGGAGAUUUCAACAAACGCAAUAUUUGGCGUUACCGGAGAGAGCUGAGCUGGCAGCGUCGCUGGGUCUCACUCAGACACAGGUGAAGAUUUGGUUUCAGAACAAACGCUCUAAAUUCAAAAAACUGAUGAAGCAAGGAGGAGGAACAAUUGACGCAAACGCUUUGGCCACGGGCCGCGGACUGUCGAGCGGGUCUCCCUCGGUGGCACCUGUCUGGAGCUCACCGACCACCGUGAAGACUUCAGUCGGAUCAACCGGAUCUUACAUUCCCAGCUACACCUCGUGGUAUCCCACCACACACCAAGAGUCUAUGCAACAGUCACAGCUCAUGUGAACAGACACCUCAGCCCUCCACUCUGCCAUGGCUCGUGGAUCUGGAUGUUGAGGAGGCCUGCAGCCGCUCCUCGCGGCUAGGCACUGAUAAUACACAACAACCCCGGAGUCUGCUGCCGCGUGCAGCCAGCUGACACAGUGGCCUCUUCAUACCGGAAGGAGCGAAGAAGAAGGAGAAGGGGAUGAGAGACUAAAAGGGCGCACAAUGCGCCUGAGGGCAACAAUUCCCUGACAGCGAGCGGAAAUUGUAGACAAAUGGAUCCUUUUUCGGCUGCUGUUUAUCACUGUUGUGUCCGUUUCUAUUUUUUAAAUCAUAUUUGUGUGAGUUAUUCUGUUUGUAAGAAAAAAACACGUGUUUGUUUACACCAGAUGUUGGGCCCAAGCUGAUUCUAAGAAAAAUCAAUCUACAUUUCUAAACAAAGUGGAUCAGGCCAGAGAGGUGUUUCUUUAACCAAAUAAUUAUGAUGAAUUAAUUCGAUCAAUUACCACCAGGCCGUUUAUGCUUACAGUACACCCAACCACCGUGUGCUAAAGCCUCAAAUGUUAUUUCUAUGUGUUUGUUAUUUAAGUUAAAUUAUUGGGACUUGUUGAGGUCUGCCUUUGUUCAUUUUGUGUGUGUGUGUGUGGGUGUGUGUGUUUGAAACAACAACAUUGUGUUGUUCCUACUGCACUAACGCAAGCAAAGCUUUUCUAUGCCGUGCCCCCAUGUUAUGUGAAAAAUGUAAACGGCCUGACAAUUUUGCUGCUUUGGAAAAAAAGAACUCUGUUGAGGCUAAGCAGCUGAUUUGUCACUGUAUUUUGUACAUAAUUUGCGGAUUUGUUUUUGUGAUGUACUGGGUACGCUGUGAAACAGGGUUUUAGGCUUUCUGUAUUCGUCGAGAUGUGUUUUAGUCCACAUAGAAAAUAUUUAGUUUUGUAUUGAUCACUUUAAUUUAUUGAUCUGUUUCUGAAAGUUUAUGUACAGAAUGUGCAAAGUUUCAAAAGCAGUAAAAUGAUGAUUUAAAUUAUGUC